Molecule: messenger RNA, 771 nt
Organism: Thyridium curvatum
Lineage: Eukaryota; Fungi; Ascomycota; Sordariomycetes; Thyridiales; Thyridiaceae
Exons: 4
Coding region: 1-771 (256 amino acids)
Biological process (GO): DNA-templated transcription initiation
Molecular function (GO): RNA polymerase II general transcription initiation factor activity; DNA binding
Source: RefSeq, a predicted model, not a curated record
AUGGAGGCGAUUCAAACCCAUCCCGCGAACGCGGCCCAGGCCAAGGCCUUUACCGCUCCGGGCUCCCUGUCCUUCCCCACCGGUCACAGCGAGUUGACACCUCCAAACGACGCGGUCAAUGGCCAGCGCCCCGUCAUGAACGGUGGCCAGCAGCCAGCCCAAGCCGUCAACGGUACCGGGGUGACUCCCGCGACUCCUGCUGCGACCCCUGCUGCGAUCCAGGGAGGUAGUGGUUUGACACCGACUUUGCAGAACAUUGUUGCAACGGUCAAUCUCGACUGCCGUCUGGACCUCAAGACCAUUGCGCUGCACGCUCGCAACGCCGAGUACAACCCAAAGCGUUUCGCGGCCGUCAUCAUGCGUAUCCGCGAGCCCAAGACCACUGCGCUGAUCUUUGCCUCUGGCAAGAUGGUCGUCACUGGUGCCAAGUCUGAGGAUGACUCGAAGCUUGCCUCGCGCAAGUAUGCGCGCAUCAUCCAGAAGCUGGGCUUCAACGCCAAGUUCACGGAUUUCAAGAUCCAGAACAUCGUCGGUUCUUGCGAUAUCAAGUUCCCUAUUCGUCUCGAGGGUCUGGCUUCGCGCCAUCACAACUUCAGUUCCUACGAACCCGAGUUGUUCCCUGGUCUGAUCUACCGCAUGAUCAAGCCGAAGAUUGUCCUGCUCAUCUUCGUGAGCGGCAAGAUCGUCCUCACUGGCGCCAAAGUCCGUGAGGAGAUCUAUCAGGCCUUCGAGAUGAUCUACCCUGUGCUUCAAGAUUUCCGCAAGGUCUAA